AUGCUGUUCUCCCUGCCUCUGCGGGUAGCCUGCAGUCUGCUUGCCUGGCUCUCUCUCUACACUUGGUUCUGCCAUCGCUACAAGCACCGGAAUUAUGAAUGGAGCUGCAGGCUGGUCACGCUGACCCAUGGCAUCCUUGCUACCUGUCUCUCUGCUUACAUUGGCUUUAUUGAUGGUCCCUGGCCUUUGAGUCACCCAGGAUCACCCAACACAACUCUUCAGGUACAUGUGCUGUGCCUUAGCUUGGGCUACUUCCUCUUCGACCUUUGUUGGUGUGUGUACUUCCAGACAGAGGGUGCCCUGAUGCUGGCCCACCAUCUGGUGAGCAUCUUAGGCAUCACAGCGUCAUUGGCACUUGGGGAGUCAGCUGCAGAGGUCAAUGCCGUCAUCUUUGGUAGUGAGAUCACUAACCCGCUGCUGCAGGCCCGCUGGUUCCUGAAGGAGAUGGGGUGUUACCACAGUUUCACAGGUGAUGUGGUGGAUUUCUUCUUUGUGGUCCUCUUCACUGGGGUGCGAAUUGGAGUGGGGGCCUGGCUGAUGUACUGUGAGCUUGCUUCUCCCAAACCCAGGUGGUACAUUAAGCUGGGGGGCGUCAUCAUGUAUGCUGUCUCCUGGGUUUUCAUGGUCAGCAUCUGUCGCUUCGCUAGGAGGAAGAGCAUGAAGAAAUACCACGCUUGGAGGAGUCGGAAGAGUGAUGAGUUAUACUUGAAAACUAAUGGACAUCUGAAAAACCACUGA
Messenger RNA from Fulmarus glacialis (Northern fulmar), 738 nucleotides. Its product is annotated as transmembrane protein 136-like. The coding region runs from base 1 to 738 and encodes 245 amino acids. The transcript is spliced from 2 exons. The record is from RefSeq and is a predicted model, not a curated record. Gene Ontology annotation, cellular component: membrane. NCBI's taxonomy places the organism in Eukaryota, Metazoa, Chordata, Aves, Procellariiformes, Procellariidae.